AUGGAUCCUUUACACCAAUACAAAUUGGACCAUAAUCCUAGACCAAGUGUACCUAUAUCUAAAGGAAUUGGAAAGUAUAAUUCCAGUAGCAUGGCAACUGCAGAGGUUAAUGCCACUGUUGCCACGACUAUCGUUGCUUUGGCUGAUAUUUUACUAAAUUUUCACAUUAAUAAAUUUUGA
Molecule: messenger RNA, 180 nt
Organism: Dentiscutata erythropus
Lineage: Eukaryota; Fungi; Glomeromycota; Glomeromycetes; Diversisporales; Gigasporaceae
Source: the annotation of a GenBank genome assembly